Molecule: messenger RNA, 630 nt
Organism: Yamadazyma jaroonii
Lineage: Eukaryota; Fungi; Ascomycota; Pichiomycetes; Serinales; Debaryomycetaceae
Source: the annotation of a GenBank genome assembly
AUGGCCGAUAAAUUUCCAGCUUUAGAUUCCAUAGAAGAUAGCUUACCAACAGAAAAUGACGGUGACUUCUUGUCAAGGGAAAAAGAAUUGGUUGGUGAUGAAUUUCAAACUGAACAAGAUCAAGAAAUCUUGAAUGGUAGUGACGACGAAAUCAAUGAUUUUAAAGAACAAUUCCCUGAAGUUGAAUCUCAAGAACAAUCUGAGCCAGAGCCAAAGGUUGUAGAAGAUGAAGAAGAAUUCGAGGAAUUCACAAGUCAAUCAUUCCAAGGUGAAUCAAAACAUUUGAAAGAAUGGCAAGAACGUAGAAACUUGGAGAUUGACCAACGUGAAAAGGUCAAUGAAAAAAAGAAACAGGAAAUCAUCUCCAAAGCUCAAACCACCAUUGAUGAUUUCUACGAUAAUUACAAUAACAAAAGAGAGACUCAUAGUAAGGAUAUCUUAAAAGAAGAAGAGGAAUUUUUAGCUAAAAGAGAUGGAUUUUUGAACAACGGUACAUUAUGGGAUAGAGUCAAUCAAUUGACAAGUGAAGUCGGUGAAUUUGGUGAAAGAGACAAAUCAAGAUUCAAAGGUUUAUUAACAAAAUUGAAAGGAAAAGAGAAUGUUCCAGGUGCAGGUGGUUACCAAACUUAA